Molecule: messenger RNA, 3889 nt
Organism: Manis pentadactyla (Chinese pangolin)
Lineage: Eukaryota; Metazoa; Chordata; Mammalia; Pholidota; Manidae
Gene: SGTB
Product: small glutamine rich tetratricopeptide repeat co-chaperone beta
Exons: 11
Coding region: 203-1117 (304 amino acids)
Biological process (GO): post-translational protein targeting to endoplasmic reticulum membrane
Cellular component (GO): TRC complex; membrane
Molecular function (GO): protein binding; molecular adaptor activity
Source: RefSeq, a predicted model, not a curated record
GACCCGGUCGCGGGGAGCGGAGCGCCCGGCCGGGCGAGGUGAGGGCCGGAGGCUUUGCGGCCGGCCAAGUUUCGGCGGCUUCCGGCUGUGCAGCGAUCGGGAGCUGGGCUCCAGCCCUGAGGACCGGGGACGCUCCGAUCGGCGCGGGCCCUCUGUCGCCGUCUCGCGUCCUCUUGCCUGGAAACGUGUUUAAGCUUUUAAAAUGUCAUCUAUCAAGCACCUAGUUUAUGCAGUUAUUCGUUUCUUACGGGAACAAAGUCAAAUGGAUGCUUAUUCUUCGGAUGAACAAGAAAGUUUGGAAGUUGCAAUUCAGUGCUUGGAGACAGUUUUUAAAAUCAGCCCAGAGGACACCCAUCUAGCAGUUUCACAGUCUUUGACAGAAAUGUUCACAAAUUCCUUCUGUAAGAAUGACAUUCUGCCUCUCUCAAAUUCAGUGCCUGAAGAUGUGGGAAAGGCUGACCAACUAAAAGAUGAAGGCAAUAACCAUAUGAAAGAAGAAAAUUAUGCUGCUGCUGUGGAUUGUUACACACAGGCAAUAGAAUUGGAUCCAAAUAAUGCGGUUUAUUACUGCAACAGGGCUGCUGCUCAGAGUAAAUUAGGUCACUACACAGAUGCAAUAAAGGAUUGUGAAAAAGCAAUAGCAAUUGAUUCAAAGUACAGCAAGGCCUAUGGGAGAAUGGGGCUGGCCCUCACUGCCAUAAAUAAAUUUGAAGAAGCAGUUACAAGUUAUCAAAAGGCAUUAGAUCUUGACCCUGAGAAUGAUUCCUAUAAGUCAAAUCUGAAAAUAGCAGAACAGAAGUUAAGAGAGGUAUCCAGUCCUACAGGGACUGGACUGAGCUUUGACAUGGCUAGCUUAAUAAAUAAUCCAGCCUUCAUUAGUAUGGCAGCAAGUUUAAUGCAGAAUCCUCAAGUUCAACAGCUAAUGUCAGGAAUGAUGACAAAUGCCAUUGGGGGACCUGCUGCUGGAGUUGGGGGCCUAACUGACCUGUCUAGCCUCAUCCAAGCGGGACAGCAGUUUGCUCAGCAGAUACAGCAACAGAAUCCUGAACUUAUAGAGCAGCUUAGAAAUCACAUCCGGAGCCGAUCAUUCAGCAGCAGCGCUGAAGAACAUUCCUGACUUGAUCACGGACCCUAGCCCAGAUUGCAAAUGGUUAUGGCUCUGAAGUGUUUGCUGCAGAUAGUGGCCCCAAACAAACAAAAAAACAAAAAAACUAAAUAAAUCUGUCUAGAGUAUAGGUUUAUCAUGAACAGACUUGAACAUAACAUGACUCCUUUGUAAAUGAUCAGUAACCUUGACAAAUGCUAAUAUAGCACUUGACAGGGUCCAUUUUCAAACCAUUAUCGUAUUUGUAUAUUAGACUUAUUAGCAGAGUAUAUUUAUUGAACAGUAGGGCUGUGUAUUGGUAAGUUCUCUAGCUCCACAUUCUUAAGCAAACUUUUUUGAAAGGAGAGAUGACCAAGAGGAAAGGUUUCUCAUGCUGGGUUAGAAAUGUUCUUGCCACUGAACAGCAUGCCAGAGAGAAAUUCGUUUUCUAGGUUUAGCUUUGAUAGUGCUAUCAGUAAUAAUGUAAGGACUGGUACUGUCUUUAAUGCGGCUUGUUCUGAUGGGUUACAGGAAAUCUUAAGAGCUGGUGGAAAGCAGCAUGUGGUAAAAGAGCGGUUAUUUUGAAAAGAAGAAAUAGAUGCUGUGAAUGUAUAGAAAGUGAAGGUAGGAUGCUCAGGUUUUCAGCAUAGUUAAUCUUGCUUGCAAUUUGGUACUGGUAACAUCAGCAUGGCCAGUUAUGCAAAGUACAUAAUAAAAUACAUUUAGAAAUCCUUAAUGGUACUGUAGGUCAGUUGUAUAGCUAUUCAACUUAACUAGCACAAUUUCCCCAGUGGUAACUUUACCAUGAAAACUCAAAUAUAUCUAUGUUUAAAUAAGGCAAUGGCUUGGCCCUUACCUUAAGGAUUUUCUAAGUGGCAUUUAAGUAAGUUGCUAUAAACACUGAUUUUUAAAAAACAAACUGAUUUUUUGAUGGAUUUCAAAAGCAUCACUGAUAUUGCUUGUUCAUGCAAUCCUCUGCUGUAAUUUUGCUUGGCAUGUCGCUUUUAUGCUUAACCUUAAUUUGAUGCAACUUAGAGAGCAGGGGACAAAAUAUUUCAUUGAAAUUAGAAUACAUGUUAGUGGAGAGAAGUGGCAUUAAGUAUUACUGGCAUGGCUCUAACUACAGUGAUGGAUGACACUGUUCUAAUUGCAACUGGAAUUUCUCUUGUUAAUUAUGAAAUUGAUAAGGUUGGGUGGAUAUGUAAUGAUUUAACAAGUGUUCGGAGAGAAAACAGAAAGGAAAUCAUAUAAAAUUAAAUUAGCAAUACUGAUGAUGAUCAGGGUCUUACUAUAACUGUUCUUAAAAGACUAAUUACAACUAGUGGGUAUCUUGAAGUUUAAAAACCAACUCUUCCUUUCUUUCUUUGCCUUUGUGAGAUUAGAAAUGUUUCAAUAAUUCCACUUUAAGAAUCACCUGGGGAAUUCAUUGCAAGUGCAGAUUCAGGGCCACACUUUCAAUUUUUAUUUAGAUCCUGUAAUAAAUCCUACGAAUUACCAUUUUAAACAGAACAGUAGGUGGUUCCACUAUAGGUGCAAGGACUCUUAAUUCAGAGCAACACUAGGUUAGAGAGUUCUCCUCAGUUUGAUUAGCAAAUACAUAAUUACGUGAACUCAGACUACAACAAAGAUUUGUAUGAACCUACAGUUCUGGCCAGAGAACAGCAGGACUUAAAUCCUAGGCUCUCUGACUUAAAUCUCCUAUAUUCUAUCUAAACCAACUUAAUUUGUCAUGAAGUUAGAUUUAUCUCCUAAGGUUUAAGUUUAUAUAGAAUGAAGUACUAACUAAUCACAUGAAAGUGAUGACUGUGAUGAAAAAAAAGCAGAGUUGAUCCUUAAGUAAAAAUUAGUCACUCUUAUCCAUUGUUGAGUGAGAAAAAGUUUCGAACAUAACUAUCUUCAGUGCAUUAAAAAUGCUUUCAGGUUAAUAAAAUUGGCAAGACUCUACCUAGCUGGCUAGGAAAACAGAGAAAACAAAUCAACAGUAUCAAGUGAAAUGGUAUAUUACUACAGCCCCUAUACACAUUAAAAAGAUAUUUAGAAACACUAUAAUUAACUCUACAUCUAUAUGUUUGACAUCUUAAACAAAUUCCUUGUAAGAUACAAACUGCCGAAGCUCACUGAAGAAAUAGAUAUAACCUCUAAAAAGAAAGCUACAAGCCCAGUCAAUUAACAAUGAAUUCUAUGAAACAUUUAAGGGAGAAAGAGUAUCAGUUCUACAGUUUCUUCCAGGAAAUAGAAGAGAAGAAAAUACUUAUUUUUGGUUAUUACUCUGAUACCCAAAUCAGACAAGGCCAUCAUAAGAAAAAAUGCUUUAAAACAAUGUCUUGAUUUACUAAUAUCUGUAGUUAAGAUAGCCAUUCUUUUUACACAAAGUAACGGGAAUUGGUGUAUUUCUUCCAUUUCCAUUAUCUAGCUUUUUUGCUAACAUAUCACCCAUAACAAAUCCAAUCUAGAGAUCUGUUCCAUAUACUUGGGUUUCUGUUCUAUUUAAGCCAUUUUUGCUCUCCAAGUACAUUCACGAUUUUGAAAUCUCUGUAUUGCAACAUAUUUCAAGAAAGUUGUAUGUAGUUGAAUUGUGCUGGAUACUCUUAAAAUUACAAGGAAUGCUCCAAAUAUUAUACUUGUCUGGAACAAAAGGGCAUUAAAAUGAAUCUUUAUACACAUUCUACUUAGGAAUGAUUUCCAUCAACCACAUUUCAUUGUAGUAGCUGUAGCUGUUAUGAUGCUAUGUAAAACUUAAAGCAUCCUUUUUAUGCAAAUGACAUUUUGAUUUAAUGUAUUAAACUGUUUAUCUAAUUUUUAUAA